AUGGUUAACAACAUUACAAUUGAUCGAUUACGUCAAGCUAUUGAUACAAUUAUUGCUAAACAUGCUAUAUUUCGAGCAUCAUUAGAUUGGAAUAUAAAUACAAAUGUUUUAGUUCAAUAUAUUCAACAAUUUAAUUAUAGAAAUCAAUAUGAAUUUGUAAUUAGUUAUGUUGAAAAUGAUGAAGAAAUAACAAAAAUAAUUAAUAGAGAAAUUACAAGUUCAAAAUUAUUUGAUCGUAAUCGAGGCAUUGUAUUACGAUGUCACAUAAUUAAAUAUAAUUCUACGAGAAAAGAUGAAGAAAUAUGCUUACAAAAUAAUGAUAUUAUUAUUUUUAAUCUUCAUCAUAUUGCUUUUGAUGGUGCUUCACGACGAAUAUUUUUUAGUGAUGUAAAAUAUAAUUUAGAAAAUGAUAGUACAUUAAUAAAUAAUGAAAAUCAAUUUCAAUACAUUGAUUAUUCAGUUUAUGAAAAACAAAUGGAUAUAAUAUCAUCUUAUCAUUUCUGGCAAUCACAUCUUGAUGGAUUGAAUUUCGAACGUCGUAUUAUAUUACCUUUUGAUCGGCAUCGUUUAUUAACUGAUCAACAUUCAGGUUUUGCUCAUCUUAUUGAUAUUCCAUUUGAUAAUGAUUUAAUACAUUCAUUUCUUGAUUAUGCUUCUUCACAAGAUAUUACACCAUUUCAAUUAGGUCUUAUCAUAUUUUAUACAUUUUUAUAUAAAUUAAGUCAUAAUCAGAAUGAUCUAUGCAUUUCAUGUAUUCAUGCUAAUCGAUAUAGAACAGAAUUACAAAAUCUAAUUGGUAUGUUUGUUGCAACAUUACCACAUCGAAUUCAGAUUCAUCCUACUUAUUCAUUCAAUCAUCUUAUCAAACAAGUUCAAAAUGAAUUUUAUUCAAUUCUUGAACAUACAAAUUAUCCUCUUCAACAAAUACUUCAAGAUUUAGAUUAUAAACAUUCAUCUGCUACUUUUCUCAAUAUAUUAUUUGAUUUCAUUACGUAUUCAUCUGAUACUGAUCUUCUAUCUGUAAAUCAAACACAAUUUCAACCAGUACCACUGAAACAAAUGCAAAAUGUUGUUAAAUUUGAUAUGAAACUAUUAUUUUUUCAUGAUCCAACAGUUCAAAAUCAAACAAUAUCAUGUUCUCUAAUCUGUUCACAAGAUGUAUUUGAUAGCGAAACAGUAGAAGAACUAUCAAAACAAUUUCAACAUCUUCUUUCACAAUUAAAUGAAUCUAAAGAAAUACAACAAACAAUCUUUCGCCGAUUACCUAAUAUUAAGAAUGAAGGACCGGCUUCUUAUGCACAAUCUCGUAUUUGGCUUGAUGAACGAAUUCGAUUCGAUCCAGAUAAAGCACAAGUUGCAAUCUAUAAUAUGCCUUUUCUCUAUCGUCUUCAUUCAAAACAUACAUUAUCAACUACAGAACUUUACCAUGCACUUCAACUUAUUGUUAAAAAACAUCAAUCACUUCGAACAUCAAUUAUUUUCGAUGAUGAAACAAAUCAAAUCAUACAACGAAUUAUUGAUAUCAAUGAUCGUACUAGAAAACUAUUUACAUUUAUUGAAAGUACUUUCGAAACAGAUGAAGAUCUCAAUAAAAUUAUGUCUGAUGAGAAAUGCAAUUCUCAACUUUUUCAUCUUGAUCAAGGUCUUGUCUUUCGAUAG
Molecule: messenger RNA, 1659 nt
Organism: Adineta steineri
Lineage: Eukaryota; Metazoa; Rotifera; Eurotatoria; Adinetida; Adinetidae
Source: the annotation of a GenBank genome assembly